Messenger RNA from Carassius carassius (crucian carp), 2771 nucleotides. RefSeq names its product MAPK interacting serine/threonine kinase 1 (gene mknk1). Gene Ontology annotation, biological process: protein autophosphorylation; peptidyl-serine phosphorylation; intracellular signal transduction. The transcript is spliced from 12 exons. Bases 87 to 1514 code for a protein of 475 amino acids. Gene Ontology annotation, cellular component: nucleus; cytoplasm. The record is from RefSeq and is a predicted model, not a curated record. NCBI's taxonomy places the organism in Eukaryota, Metazoa, Chordata, Actinopteri, Cypriniformes, Cyprinidae. Gene Ontology annotation, molecular function: calcium/calmodulin-dependent protein kinase activity; ATP binding; calmodulin binding.
CAGUCUGCGCGUUUGGGGUGGUGCUGUUGUGUUUGUGUGUUGUCCUCCUCCUCUUCCUCCUCGUCACUGCUGCUGUUAAGCGCGGGAUGAUGGCGGAGGCUAUCGCGGCACAGCUAGACUCAUUCGGCCGCAGUUUCCAGAUAACCAGUGGUGCUCUGGCAUCUGGACCAGUGGAGAGCCUUGGUCUGAUCUCUCAUGCCUCCAACAGCCCCGCAGGAUUAGGAAUGGAGAGCAGUCAACCAAUCGCCAUCACAGACCUGGGUACACGGCGGAAGAAGAAACGCAGAACUCGUGCCACAGACAGUUUCACUGGCAAAUUUAGUGAUCUGUACAAGCUGACAGACGAGCUGCUGGGUCAGGGAGCUUAUGCUAAAGUCCAGGGCUGUGUGAGUUUACAGAACGGCAAUGAAUAUGCUGUGAAGAUAAUCGAGAAGAAAGCUGGUCACACUCGCAGUAGAGUUUUCAGAGAGGUGGAGACGCUUUACCAGUGUCAAGGAAAUAAGAACAUUCUGGAGCUCAUUCAGUUUUUUGAAGAGGACUGCUGUUUUUAUCUGGUUUUUGAAAAGUUGCGUGGAGGUUCCAUUUUAACACACAUACAGAGUCGAAAAUACUUUGACGAGAGAGAGGCUAGUCAUGUGGUCAGGGAUAUAGCACAUGCACUGAACUUUCUGCACAACAAAGGUAAGUACUGUACAUUUACUCUGUGGCUCACUGACCAUGACUUGGCGCGUGUGUGUUUACAUAGACUUCUCUCACUAUUUCCAACAGGAAUCGCUCACCGGGACCUAAAGCCUGAAAAUAUCCUGUGUGAAUAUACUGAUAAGGUUUCUCCUGUUAAGAUCUGUGAUUUUGAUCUUGGGAGUGGAGUGAAGCUGAACAGUGCCUGCACCCCAAUAACUACCCCUGAGCUCACCACACCAUGUGGCUCAGCAGAGUACAUGGCUCCCGAGGUGGUCGAGGUCUUUACAGAUGAGGCUUCAUUCUAUGAUAAGCGCUGUGACCUCUGGAGCCUUGGAGUGAUUCUCUACAUCCUGCUCAGCGGGAGUCCUCCCUUCACUGGCCACUGCGGCACCAACUGUGGCUGGGAACGAGGAGAGACAUGUCGUGCCUGCCAGAACAACCUGUUUGAGAGGAUUCAGGAGGGGAAAUAUGAAUUUGGGGAUGGAGUGUGGGCUCAGAUCUCAGCCGAUGCCAAAGAUCUGAUCUCGCGGCUGCUGGUGCGAGAUGCCACUCUGAGGCUGAGUGCAGCCCAGGUCCUGAAGCAUCCCUGGGUGCAAGGGAAUGCUCCUGAAAGAGUUCUUUCAACUCCUCGUGUUCUACAAAGAAACUGCAGCACUAAAGACCUGACGCAGUUCGCAGCUGAUGCCAUCGCGUUCAAUCGGCAGCUUUCUCAGAAGGAGGAAGAGCAGGAGGACUUUGGUGCAGUGGUCUGCUCUAUGAGGCUUUCCCCUCCAUCUAACUCUAGAUUAGCCCGUCGCCGAGCACAAUCUCAAGCACUACGCGCCAGUAACUGAUGCCUACCCACUGCACAGGUGCUCCAGUUAUACACAUGCACAACAUAGUGCAUUAUAGCCCUUCAUACACAUAACUUCUCUGGCGAACGGAUGGGUUCUUGAGCAAACACACAUGUAUAUGCACCACAGACUCAGUGAUACCAACUUUGUAGCACAGGCACAGACCUUAUAUAUACAAACCAAAAACAUCCAAACAUUUAUAAUUUAUUUACAGGUCUUUCAAUCUAUGUAAUGUGAGUAUUUUGUGUUUUAAGCAUCAGAAAUUGUGCUUGUUUUUAUAUUUAUGCUUAUUCUUAACAAAACAAAUCAUUGAUUCUUUUAACAUUUUUAAAAACCACUCGAGUUACUGUAAAGCACAGGACUUCUUGCUUUAUUUUUCUAUUGUUUAUUCAUAUAACGUCUAGCCGUAGUCUAGUUAUUGUUUUGGUUUAUUUGAGCAAUGUAAAGCCAUGCUGCCUGACAGUAACAUACAGUACACAUUGAGGUGUAUCAUUAUGUAUGUCUUAAGUGCAAAUGCAAUCCAGAGGUAUUGCUGCUUUACUAAGGGUGCUCAAAAGGUGUUACAUAUAUUUGACCAGAUAUUUUCUGCUCAAAUAAUUAGUAAAUGUUGCACAGUACGUAUUUUUGUCUUUUCAGAUUUCAGAUGAUUAUAUUUUUUCAUUUUAUGUAUAUUUUUUUAUGGUCUUGCUUGAUCUCUGUUAGAGUGUUAAACAUUAUUUUGUUGCAAAAGUGAACUAUUUUUAUAAGCGUCAGGGCAAUGAGCCGGUUCUGCAGCCGAUUCAGUUAUGAGAUGGAGUAUGUUUUCAUUUUUUGGUUUGUAUUUGGUGCAAAAUGUGCCAUUUUGGGAGGGGGCUGAGCUCCUUAUGUGCAAAAUAACCAGUUUACUCUCAAUUGCCUUUUGUAUUAUCAAAUUCAAAAUCAUGCAUGUUUAUUUUUUUCCUGUUAUGUUUUGCUCAGAAUGUUAUUUGAGGUAAGGUGAAAUGGUAAGAAUUUAGUGGUUGUCCAUAUAUUAUGUAUGUCCCUUUAUGAGUAUGUAUUGGGAAACAUUUCAUGGACCAGGGAUGACACUAGAGGGCGCUACCUCAAAUUAAUGCUAUGUUCUCAGUAUUCAGUGCUUCUGUGAUACUCUAAAGGAGUAACAAAGGCUAAUUUUAGGAAUGGUGUCAAUGGAAAGGCCAUUUAACUCCUAAAAACUGGGACAGGUCAGAGGAGGUCAACUGGUUUUCCAAUUUUGAGAAAUAAAGUCGUUUGCACUGA